UGCAUUUUCCAGUCUGUGGUUACAACGCUCAAAGAGUUCCAUUAAAUCAUCAGAUUUUACAGGUUCCUUAAAAAAAAAAAAAAAAAAAAAGGGGGGGAGAGAGAGAAAAGUUUGGUCAUAGUAGGGAAUGAGUGAUCAAAGCUGAGCCAAAGCUUCCUGUUACACCGGGACUAUAUAUAUAGCGUGUCUUUAAUGUUGGGGGAUGUCAGCAGGCUGCUAGGAGGCUGGAGCGCUGGCUAGCUCUGCCUGAUUUCCCAGAGCGCUGAGGUUUCUUCCACCAACCACAAUGAACAAGUUCCUGUGCUGCACGCUUGUGCUCUUGGACAUCUCUGUCAAGUGGAGCAUCCAGGACAUCUCUCCCCCCAAGUAUCUCCAUUAUGACCCAGGGACAUCUCGUCAGGUGAUGUGCAACCAGUGCCCUCCUGGGAGCUAUGUAAAGGAGCACUGUACAGCUGACAGCCAAACAGUGUGUGCCCCAUGCCCAGAUCAGUACUAUGCCGAAGACUGGAACAGCAACGACGAGUGCCAGUACUGCAGUGCUGUUUGCAAAGAGCUGCAGUACGUCAAGCAGGAGUGCACGAGCACACAGGAUCGUGUCUGCGAGUGCGUUGAAGGCCGCUACUUGGAGCUGGAGUUUUGCUUGAAGCACACGGAAUGCCCUCCUGGGUUCGGCGUUGCACAGCCAGGUACUCCUGAGAGUGACACUGUUUGUAAAAGAUGCCCAGAGGGAUUUUUCUCCAAUGAAACAUCAUCCAAAGCAGUCUGUCAGAAACACACAAACUGCAGUGCUCUGGGUUUCAAAACAGCAUUAAAAGGAAAUGCAGUUCGUGACAACAUCUGUCAGGAAAAUGCAGAUACGUCAUCUCAGAAAUGUGGAAUAGAUGUAACCCUGUGUGAAGAGGCUAUGUUUAGGUUUGCUGUUCCUACUCAUUUCACACCCAACUGGCUGAACACCCUCGCAGACAGUUUGCCUGGCACAAAGAUCAGCACAGAAAAUAUUGAACGGAUUAAACAAAGGCACAGUUCACAAGAGCAGACCUUCCAGCUUUUGAAAUUAUGGAAGCAUCAAAACAAGGAGCAGGAUACAGUCAAAAAGAUUAUUCAAGACAUUGAUCUUUGUGAAAAUACUGUCUUAAAGCAUCUCGGCCAACCAAAUCUCACCUUUGAACAUCUCAACACACUGAUGGCAAGUCUGCCAGGCAAGAAAGUGGGAAAAGAAGAUAUCGAGCGCACAAUGAAAUUGUGUCAGCGUGCAGAGCAAGUUCUGAAGCUCCUCAAUCUGUGGAGAAUAAAGAAUGGAGACCAGGACACCAUUAAAGGUUUAAUGUAUGGACUGAAGCACUUGAAAACGUACCACUUCCCAAAAAGAAUCAUCCAAAGUCUGAAGAAAGUCAUUAAGUUUCUUCACAGAUUUACAAUGUAUAGAUUAUACCAGAAACUCUUUUUAGAAAUGGUAGGGGAUCAACUUAAAUCAGUGAAAGUAAGAUGUGUCUAAUUCCAGUUAUUUUUCGUUCUCCACUGACACUUUUUCCCUAAUUACUGCCAGCAGUAAUUAAACUGGAACGUUGUUUCCCUACAUUAUCUCUUUCUAUUUAUAGAAAUGCCAGACUGGAAUAGCUCUAAGUCUUCUGCAGUGUUCUUGGAGGUUUUUUAUUGUGUUAUUUGUUUGUUCUCUUGGUUGGUUUUUGUUGUUGUUGUUGUUGUUCUUAAUCACUUUUGUAAAAGCUAUUAACCUGUUGAUAACACUAAGAGCCUGGUUCUGCAUUUUCGCACAUCCAGAGUUGAAAAGCCCCACUGUAGUCACUAGAGGAGAAAAGAAUGCUGGACCAGGCUCUAAUGCAGUAUUUGCUAUUUAUAUUCUUUGAGAUAUAAACAGUUUUGUUGUACAUAUUUAUUAAGUUAAAUGGAAAUUGUAUGAGACUGAAUUUGGGGGAGAGAAAUGAAAAGCACACUGUAUAUUUUCUAGUUAAACAAAAAUGAUCCCAUAUAUUUUUCUGGCAAAAUUUUGUAGCAUGCUCUUAAAAAAAAAUCUUUAUUUCUUUACAUUUGGUAUUUAAAGAAGUAUUAUUACUUAGUUGUAUUUGUAUAACUUGUGUUAUCUUUGGGUAGGGAUGUUUUAAUUUAUCCAAUGAUUUUAUCUCAAAUGUGGUGAAAAUGUAAGUGACCUGAAUAUUUAAAUAUUCUGUGAGGAAGUGAAUGUAUCGUAUUUAAGAAGCUGGAUUUUUACAUAGAGUUUCAUAAUCUUAUUUUAUAAAACAAUUAAAUUUUUCAGAUUGCUUUUUGA
This is a messenger RNA of Coturnix japonica (Japanese quail), 2284 nucleotides long. RefSeq names its product TNF receptor superfamily member 11b (gene TNFRSF11B). Gene Ontology annotation, molecular function: protein binding. The record is from RefSeq and is a predicted model, not a curated record. NCBI's taxonomy places the organism in Eukaryota, Metazoa, Chordata, Aves, Galliformes, Phasianidae. Gene Ontology annotation, biological process: signal transduction.